This is a messenger RNA of Helianthus annuus (common sunflower), 1721 nucleotides long. RefSeq names its product cytochrome P450 81Q32. The coding region runs from base 30 to 1529 and encodes 499 amino acids. The record is from RefSeq and is a predicted model, not a curated record. The transcript has 2 exons. Gene Ontology annotation, molecular function: heme binding; iron ion binding; oxidoreductase activity, acting on paired donors, with incorporation or reduction of molecular oxygen. Lineage: Eukaryota; Viridiplantae; Streptophyta; Magnoliopsida; Asterales; Asteraceae.
AUUAACACCACCACCAAAAAGCUUCAAAAAUGGAGAUUCCAUCUCUAUACAUCUCCCUCCUUUUACUUGUAGCUUCAUAUCUCUUUACAUACCACAUACGCCGUAAAUCCUCAAACCACCCACCAACUAUCUUCCCCACACUCCCCAUAAUCGGCCAUCUUUACCUUCUCAAACCACCACUCUACCGAACCCUAGCCAAAAUCUCCGCCAAAUUCGGCCCCAUUCUCCACCUCCAGUUCGGCUCGCGGGGAGUCCUUGUGAUCAACUCCCCGUCCUUAGCCGAACAAUGCUUCACCAAGAACGAUAUAACCUUCGCCAACCGCCCUCGAAUGCUAUUUGGAAAGAUCGCUGGAAACGAUUGGAAAAGUCUUGUGUGGUCGCCCUAUGGUGAUAACUGGCGCAACCUUAGACGCAUUGCUUCGGUGGAGCUCUUAUCGAUUCACCGUUUAAACGAAUUCCAUGACAUACGGGUUGAUGAGGGUAAGCUUCUUGUUCGUAAACUAAUGUCGAGUUCGUCCCCAGUGAAUGUGAAGUUUGUUUUCUAUGAGUUGACAUUGAAUGUGAUGAUGAGGAUGAUUUCCGGGAAGAGGUAUUUUGGUGGAGAUAUUUCGGAGAUGGUGGACGAAGGGAGGCGGUUUAGGGAGAUACUCGACGAGACGUUUAGGCUUGCGAGCGCUACGAAUGUCGUUGAUUACUUGCCGUUUUUGAGUUGGUUUGGGAUGACAGGAUUGGAGAAGAAGCUUGCUGAGUUUCGGGUUAAGAGGGAUGCUUUCUUUCAAGAAUUGAUCGAACAAUUGCGAAAACCGAAAAGCGAGAACAUGAAGACGAAGAAGACGAUGAUCGAAGUGUUGUUAUCGCUUCAAGAAGCGGAACCUGAGUACUACAAUGAUGAAAUGAUUCGAAGCUUUGUGCUGGUCUUCUUAUCAGCUGGCACUGACACUACGGCUGGAACCAUGGAAUGGGCUAUGGCUCUUUUGCUAAACCAUCCAAAUGUUAUAACAAAGGCCCAAAAUGAGAUCGAUACAAAUAUAGGAAAACAUCGUCUUGUUGACGAAUCGGAUAUAGUUAACCUACCUUAUCUUCGUUGCAUUAUAAAUGAGACAUUACGAAUGUAUCCAGCGGGCCCGUUAUUAGUUCCUCGUGAGUCAUCAAAAGAUUGUGUUAUUGGCGGCUAUAACAUUCCGGGCAGGACCAUGUUGCUUGUUAAUCAAUGGGCCAUACAUCGAGAUCCCAAGUUUUGGACUGACCCUAAAAGCUUCAAUCCCGAAAGGUUUAAAGGGCUAGAAGCCAUGAGAGACGGGUUUAAGUAUAUGCCGUUUGGGUCUGGAAGGAGGAGUUGUCCAGGGGAAGGGUUGGCGGUUCGUAUGAUGGCGUUGACUAUCGGGUUGCUGAUUCAGUGCUUUGAUUGGGAGCGGAUAAGUGAAAAGAAGGUUGACAUGACUGAAGGAUAUGGAAUCACCCUGCCCAAGGCCGAACCGUUGUUGGCCAAGUGCAAACCAAGACUAGAGAUGCGUAAUUUACUAGCGUAGCCUUAUUCCCCUUAACGAACACCUUAUCUCGCUCCAUAUUUAAAUCCUUAACCUUCAAGUCAUCAUAAACAUAAUUUACUAGCUUAGUAAGUUUGAUAUGUAAGGUAUCUGUUAAUUUGAACACGGAAUAUGUGAAAGUUGAGUUCUAAAUUUGUAUACUUGUCUAUGUGUCAAUAUAUUAAGUCUAUGUGG